Molecule: messenger RNA, 333 nt
Organism: Hydra vulgaris (swiftwater hydra)
Lineage: Eukaryota; Metazoa; Cnidaria; Hydrozoa; Anthoathecata; Hydridae
Source: RefSeq, a predicted model, not a curated record
AUGGGUAAAAUAUCUUUAAUAGAGAGACAGAAAGUUAUUGUGCUUCACGAAGAAGGUUAUUUGCAGCGCCAAAUUUCUUCCAAAACAGGAUAUUCGAAGACUACUAUUAGAGAAAUCAAUAAAAAGUUUAGAGAAACUGGCUCCCUUGGAAAUAGAAAGAAAAGUGGCAGACCUCCUAAGCUCACAAAAGAUGACAAUAAAUAUUUAAAAACCCCUUCUUUAAGAAACAGGAAAAAAACAUCCACCAAAUUGGCAAAGGACAUUAAUACAGCAACUGGGGAAAAUGUUAUCUCUUCUUGUAUUCGACAACACCUACUUAAAUCAGGAUUAUGA